AUGUCUUACUUCGACUCGCCCGCAUUCCUCUGUCACACCCUACAAAUGCUCACCGUCCUCGAGGUCCCCCUUCACACUCUCGGCACCUACUGUAUUCUGUUCAAGAGUCCGGCCUCGAUGAAAACCGUCAAAUGGAGCCUGCUGAACUUGCACUUUUGGAGCGCGUUCCUCGACGUCUCACUGGGCCUCCUCGCCACUCCGUUAGUGAUGUUCCCGGUGAUUGCCGGCAUUCCUCUCGGUCUUCUUACGCAUUUCGGUUUUCCGCCGGCGGUACAGACGUAUUUGGUGUGUUCUUUGCUGGCAAGUGAGUCAAUCAAUCAACCCCACAAUGUUUUGUUGUAAAACCAAAUUUUCAGCGGUCGCAGUAGCAAUUUUGCACAUUUUCGAAAGACGCUAUUAUGUUCUGUUCGGACGAACGACUCGCUGGCGAUAUUGUCGUGUUCCGUUCCUGCUCCUCAACUACACUUUCACUUUUGUCUACUUCAUCCCUUCAUGUCUUCAUAUCCCGGAUCAAGCGUCCGCUCGAAUCAUUGUGCUUCAGGUUUGAGAAGCUUGAGGUGUUUACUAGGGCUUACACUUUUCCAGAUUCUAGAAAACAUCUCAAGUGAAAUGAUACAAGAACCCAAUGAAAUAUUCGUUCUGACCCUUGAAGCAGAGAAUACGGUCAUUCCGGCCACCGCAAUCACACUUUUCAUCGUUGGCGAGUUGAUCGUUUUCAAGUAUUUGUUGGAAAAGGGUCUGCGGCGACAGGUUCAAACUAUGAAAUUAUCUGGAAGAAGUUAUAGACUGCACAAGAAGUUUCUAAAAGUUAUAAAGAUUCAGGUAAGCUAAUCAGAUUUCACCGAAAUUCAACACGUUCAGAUCCUGAUUCCCGCGCUAAUCCUUCUCGUUCCACUCUUCUACACGGCAUCAGCGAUGCUAUUCAAUUACUACAAUCAAGCGCUCAAUAACGUUGUGAUCAUAAUUCUGUCGGCUCACGGACUCGCUUCCACCAUCACAAUGUUGCUCAUUCAGACGGACUAUCGUGAAUUUGUGAUGCGUCGGCGCAGCAGGGCCAACAAGAGAUCGGUGCCGUUUCCGGUCGUUGUGGAUUCGCAGAAACUGAAAGCGUAG
Molecule: messenger RNA, 1113 nt
Organism: Caenorhabditis sp. 36 PRJEB53466
Lineage: Eukaryota; Metazoa; Nematoda; Chromadorea; Rhabditida; Rhabditidae
Source: the annotation of a GenBank genome assembly